AUGCCAGACCAACCUGAACCCAACCCAACGGUGACGAUCACGGUGCAGCCGCCUCACGACGUCAAGAAAGACAGCCCCAUCACGCCAAAGAUCAGGGCCAGGCUGCAGUUCAACGCCAAAAACUCCCUAAAAAACCAGGUCGGCAGCAUCUACGCCACAGCGGUUGUGAGGGACAUGGACGAAACCGCAAUCGCCAAUUCCGACUACAGCGGAAAAAUGGAAACCGAAUAUCAGUCGAAGAAGACCGUGGGAGACAAAACCAAUGUCACCUAUGCGUUCCCGGAGUUGUGCGUCCGCAAGGCUGGCACCUUUCGUAUCACCGUUUCGAUCCACUCCAUGGAUGGGUCGGGGAGUGUGGUGCUCGGUGAGGCUCGGAGUGAGGCUUUUACGGUGUAUCAAAGGAACUAG
Molecule: messenger RNA, 408 nt
Organism: Chaetomium globosum CBS 148.51
Lineage: Eukaryota; Fungi; Ascomycota; Sordariomycetes; Sordariales; Chaetomiaceae
Exons: 1
Coding region: 1-408 (135 amino acids)
Source: RefSeq, a predicted model, not a curated record